AGAGCGGCGGCGGUCGGAGAGCGGCGGUUGCGGCGCAGGACAAGCGACCAUGGCAGGCCAUGACUCGGGAUCGCAACACCAGUUCACCGGAUUUCAGAAGUACUUCAAUUCCUACACCAUCACAGGCAGGAGGAACUACGUGUUAGCGACGUACGCGAGCAUUGCAAUGGUCGUCUUAUACUUCAAGYUUAGGCCUAAGAAGAAUACUCCUGCAGUGGCAGAGAAGUGAAUGGUUGCUGGCAUGACUGAACCUCCCAUCUGUGUCACUGUAACAGAAGUCGAUGUCUUGUUAUGGCUAGUCUAAUAAAAUAUAUACAACACCUUGUUUUAUCUAAAAUAUGAAACUGUGCAACAGAAAAGAAUCGUGACAUUUAGCUUUUUCCCUUAGUAGAGUAGUUGAUUCUUGUCAUGACUCGCCUGACUUUUGCUGUUAUGACACACCUUAAAAGGUCCUGAGCACCAGCAACCACUUAGCAGCAAAAGACCUCAACAGCGUGAAUGUCCAAGCACAGAGCUUGCAGCUGGCCAAAGCAUCUCCAUAUUCCCAAAUAAUUUACUGAACAACAGGUUUGCAGAUUGUCCUGAUUGCUCCCCUCUUUUGGGUUCCUAGCAUUUUAAAAGCUUAAAGGGAAAACUGGUUCUUUCACUCACAGCAACUUGAUGCACAUUAACAGGAUUUGUGUCCUGUAACAGGUUAUCUGUGUUGAGUGACUUUUACAGAGGCUCUUUGCUUUGGAUGGAAAAUCUUCCCACAUAGACUGAUAAAAUGUAGUGUAUGUCCUCAUUUCCYGAGGACAAAAGAAUAAGUAAAUGGAGGCGCUUGAUUUCUUUUGCUUAUCACUUAGGUAACAUUGAUAUUAGGAAGCUGUUAUUUAGUGCAGUCUCCUGAGCACUGWGAGAGUCACACAGCACUGCUUUAGUUACCUUUGCUGAGAGAGGGUGGGAAGUUAGAGGACCAAAACAGUGAACUGCAGGGUUUGGUGCUGGAGUCGAACUAUUAAAUAYGAUAUUUAGCU
Messenger RNA from Nothoprocta perdicaria, 1016 nucleotides. RefSeq names its product ATP synthase membrane subunit DAPIT (gene ATP5MK). NCBI's taxonomy places the organism in Eukaryota, Metazoa, Chordata, Aves, Tinamiformes, Tinamidae. The coding region runs from base 50 to 229 and encodes 59 amino acids. The record is from RefSeq and is a predicted model, not a curated record. The transcript has 4 exons.